Molecule: messenger RNA, 1966 nt
Organism: Anopheles funestus (African malaria mosquito)
Lineage: Eukaryota; Metazoa; Arthropoda; Insecta; Diptera; Culicidae
Gene: lace
Product: serine palmitoyltransferase 2
Exons: 8
Coding region: 135-1712 (525 amino acids)
Biological process (GO): sphingosine biosynthetic process; ceramide biosynthetic process
Cellular component (GO): serine palmitoyltransferase complex
Molecular function (GO): pyridoxal phosphate binding; serine C-palmitoyltransferase activity
Source: RefSeq, a predicted model, not a curated record
UAAAUAUGGUGGUCGACCUUUUUUGACAUUUUGCAUUUCCAUCCAGGUGUCUGUGUACGCAACAUCGCUAAAGUUAAUCACUGAUCGUGUUUUUAGUCCAGAGACCCAUCAGGGAUCUUUUUCUCGUGAAUAAAAUGAACGGUACGAUCAAGAGUGGUUCCACCAACCAGACGCAAGCUUCUGGUCAUGUUCAGAUGGGGAAAACGACACCGUACAACGGACUGCACAGGAAGAUGACGAGAACGGACCAGUCGAAAUCUUCGUACGAGCAGGUUCCGCUGCAUACUGCAUGCUUUACCUAUCUCGGAUUCUAUCUGUUGAUGAUACUGGGAUACAUAAACCAGCUGUUCUUUACACCAAAAGUAGCAACGGAAAAGCAUCGAGAUGGUUACGUGCCACUUUACGAUGCGUUUGAAAAGUUCUAUCUGCGCUACGUUUACCGUCGCGUGAAAGAUUGCUGGAACAGACCUAUUUGUAGUGUGCCGGGUGCAGAAGUCGUACUGAAGGAUCGAAUUACGAAGGAUUACGGCUGGUCGUUUGAAUUUACUGGAACGGAAACAAAGUGUCUGAAUUUGGGUUCGUACAAUUAUCUUGGGUUUGCACAGAAUGAAGGCCCUUGUGCAGAUGAAUCGGAAGAAUGCGUCCGAACACAUGGUUUAGCAGCGUGCAGUUCCCGCAGGGAGUUAGGAACGAAUCCAUUGCACAAUGAGCUUGAGGCGCUGACUGCAAAAUUCCUAGGCGUCGAGGAUGCGAUUGUAUUUGGCAUGGGCUUUGCCACGAACUCCUUGAACAUUCCAACACUUAUUUCACCGGGUUGUUUAGUGGUUAGUGAUGAGAAGAAUCACGCGUCGAUCAUCUUAGGAUUAAGACUAUCCGGUGCCACGCCAAAGGUUUUCAAACAUAACAACAUGGUUGACCUGGAGCGUGUUUUGCGGGACUCAAUUAUAGCUGGCCAGCCGGGCAGUGGUAAACCGUGGAAAAAGAUUCUUAUAAUAGUGGAAGGUGUUUUCAGCAUGGAAGGUUCGAUCGUAAAGCUACCCGAGAUCGUUGCCCUGAAGAAAAAGUACAAAGCUUACAUUUAUCUGGACGAAGCACACAGCAUCGGUGCCACUGGACCGUCGGGACGCGGCGUUUUGGAUUAUUACGGCGUUAACCCGAACGAUAUUGACAUUUUAAUGGGAACGUUUACGAAAAGUUUUGGUUCAGCCGGUGGAUACAUUGCGGGUAAUAAGAAACUUAUUAACUUCCUAAGAGUGCACAGCCACGCACACUGCUACGCAAGCUCGAUGUCUCCGCCCGUAACGCAGCAAAUUUUAACGUCAAUGAAAAUUAUUCUCGGAAUGGAUGGAUCAUCCGAGGGCCAUAAUCGUAUUUCACAGUUGGCCAGAAACACGCGCUACUUCCGAAAACGAUUAGCGCAAAUCGGAGUAAUUACCUACGGACAUGAGGAUUCUCCCGUAGUUCCUAUGCUGGUGUACCUGUUUUCGAAGAUUGGGGCCGUAGUUAGAACACUGACUUCUAAAAACAUUGCCGUCGUUGGUGUCGGGUUCCCUGCGACUCCAAUCAUGGAGGGCCGUAUCCGCUUUUGCUUAUCGGCUGCACAUACGAAAGAGCAGCUCGAUUACGCGCUCUCGGUCAUCGACGAUAUAAGCGAUACGCUGGGGUUAAAGUAUUCUCGCAAACCAAGAAAUGUUAAUCCCAUCGAGUAUUAAAUGCCACAACAAAGCACAUUCUGCACAGUGUUAUAAGUUUUAGUUAAAGGUGGGUGGAUUUUUCUUUUUAAAUUAAAAAUAGAAUGCACAACCAAGCUCGGUCAAUCGUAACGGUAAAAAAGGAUCGGGGAUAGAACCGACAUAACGUAUUAAACAAAAAAAAAAACAAAACUUUAAGUCAAACAAUGCUUUAGGUUUGCGCUUUCGGUCUCUUCCACACCAGUAUAUAUUCACUAAUAAACGUAUAAAAUACA